Messenger RNA from Malurus melanocephalus (red-backed fairy wren), 2491 nucleotides. It is a transcript of the gene EHD4, whose product is annotated as EH domain containing 4. Lineage: Eukaryota; Metazoa; Chordata; Aves; Passeriformes; Maluridae. The record is from RefSeq and is a predicted model, not a curated record. The transcript is spliced from 6 exons. Gene Ontology annotation, molecular function: calcium ion binding; GTP binding; protein binding. Gene Ontology annotation, biological process: endosomal transport; endocytosis. The coding region runs from base 36 to 1661 and encodes 541 amino acids. Gene Ontology annotation, cellular component: plasma membrane; cytoplasm.
CAGGGACAGUGCGGCCGGGCGGCAGCGGCGGCGGGAUGUUCAGCUGGCUGGGCAAGCAGGGCGGCGGGCGGGAGCGCGGCGGCGGCGCCGAUGUGGUGCAGACGGUGACGGGCGGGCUGCGGGACCUGUACCUCCGCAAGCUGCUGCCGCUGGAGGAGCACUACCGCUUCCAUGAGUUCCACUCSCCCGCGCUCGAGGAGGCCGACUUCGAGAACAAGCCCAUGGUGCUGCUGGUGGGGCAGUACAGCACCGGCAAGACCACCUUCAUCCGAUACCUGCUGGAGCAAGACUUUCCAGGCAUGCGGAUUGGUCCAGAGCCUACCACAGAUUCCUUUAUUGCUGUGAUGUAUGGAGAAACAGAAGGAAAUGUUCCUGGAAAUGCUCUCGUUGUUGAUCCUAAGAAGCCAUUCCGGAAACUCAGCCGCUUUGGAAAUGCUUUCCUGAACAGGUUCAUGUGUUCCCAGCUGCCUAACCAGGUCCUGAAGAGCAUCAGCAUCAUCGACAGCCCAGGCAUUCUCUCUGGAGAGAAGCAGCGAAUCAGCAGAGGCUACGACUUCUGCCAAGUCCUGCAGUGGUUUGCUGAGAGGGUGGACCGCAUCAUCCUCCUUUUUGACGCCCAUAAGCUGGAUAUCUCCGAUGAGUUCUCAGAGGCCAUUAAAUCAUUCCGGGGCCAGGAUGACAAGAUUCGCGUGGUGCUCAACAAGGCUGACCAGGUGGACACACAGCAGCUGAUGAGGGUUUACGGUGCCCUCAUGUGGUCCCUGGGGAAGGUGAUCGACACGCCCGAGGUGCUGCGGGUCUACAUCGGCUCCUUCUGGGCCCAUCCCCUCCGCAACACCGAGAACCGAAGGCUCUUCGAAGCCGAGGCGCAGGAUCUUUUCAAGGAUAUCCAGAGUCUCCCGCAGAAGGCAGCUGUGAGGAAACUCAACGAUCUCAUUAAAAGGGCAAGACUUGCAAAGGUUCAUGCUUAUAUCAUCAGCUAUCUGAAAAAAGAGAUGCCCUCUGUAUUUGGAAAAGAGAACAAAAAGAAGGAACUGAUCAACAAAUUGCCAGAGAUUUACAUCCAGCUGCAAAGGGAAUACCAUAUCUCAGCAGGGGACUUCCCUGAAGUCAAGAAAAUGCAGGAGCUGYUGGAGAAUUGUGACUUCACUAAAUUCCAUUCUUUGAAACCAAAGCUAAUUGAAGCUGUGGAUAACAUGCUGGCCAACAAAAUUGCUGCCCUGAUGAACCUAAUCAGACAGGAAGAGAGCAAUAUGCCCACAGAGAUGGUACAUGGGGGAGCAUUUGAUGGCACCAUGGCAGGACCUUUUGGCCAUGGAUACGGGGAAGGUGCUAAGGAAGGGGCUGAUGAAGAAGAAUGGGUUGUUGCCAAAGAUAAGCCUGCUUAUGAUGAGAUCUUCUACACUCUGUCACCAAUCAAUGGCAAAAUAUCUGGGAUUAGUGCAAAGAAGGAGAUGGUGACUUCUAAACUACCCAACAGUGUCUUGGGGAAGAUCUGGAAACUYGCAGACUGUGAUGGCGAUGGGAUGUUGGAUGAUGAAGAGUUUGCAUUAGCAAAACAUCUCAUCAAGAUUAAACUGGAUGGAUAUGAACUGCCUGGCACGCUGCCUUCCCACCUGGUGCCACCCUCUCACAGGAAACCUUUCCAGACAGCAGAAUGAGCAACACAAGGAGGAGAAUGAGAGAAUGAGGAUUUGGAGCAUCCCACAGGAAAUGUGUUGAAAACACCAAAAUUUGAAAUUAAGCUUAGAUCCUUAACCUCACAGCACAUUUCACGCAAGCUACUGAAGUUAUAAGUGUGGCGGCAGGGAAACAUUCCUGUACUGCUGACCUUCACUCAGACAUGCUUUUCACAAGUGCCUUACAAUAGCUCUGUCAUAAGGUGAAAAUGUUUUUGAGUCCUGUGUAUGUGUCUUGCUGCCUUUACCACCUAAAGCAGAAAACACCAUGCAUAGAAAUUGCUGACCUUCACCAAACCUAAAUUCUUAUCAGCCCUGUCUCUCCAAAUUAUUCUAAAUAGCRCACAGAAGAUCAACCUGUUAAAUUCACCUGCCUAUGCAAGGAAUAUUUAAAUGCUAAAAAUGUGCUUAAGCUAGUGAGUGAAUGUCAGCAUCUCCAUAGUCUAAGAAAAGAAUKAUAUAAAAGAAAGUUUUAUUUUUAGUCUUUUUGUUAUUUAAUUGAAGUUGGAAAAAAAUAGAGGAGUGAUGAGGAGUAAGUGCUCAGAAUAUGARCAAACUUGUUUUAAAAUUUUAGAUUCUAGCUAGAACUGAAAAAUAUUAAAGUUACUCAGUCAUUGUGUCUUAUCUGAAGAGCAGCUUCUUCAGUUUUACACAGCUCUAUAUAUUCAGUAUUAUCAUCAGAAAAACUGAGAUCUCCUUUGUUCCCGGGAUUCAGAAUUUCCUUUGCGGUUUAAGUUUAGCUUCUCUGCAGACAAUGAAUUCUGAAUGGUUCAAAGUUACAGCAGAAUGGUUUCUUAAGCUAAAAACAAAAC